AUGAGAUCGAAAGCGUACAUCCCCAUCACCCUCGACAUAGCCAAACUUAACAAUGACGUGUGGAGAGAGCUAUUUGAGACUCAUUGUCUCAGCUUUUGUGCUCUCAGCCAUCUCGACGGCACAUCCACUGCCACUCCGGCGACCCAACAGCAGUGGAAAGAACAUGAUGGCCUCGUCAAAAUGUGGAUCUACGACACGAUCUCUGAAUCAAUCUUAGACAUCGUUCUUAAGACAAAGUCCACCGCCCGUGAACUUUGGAUCACCAUCGAAGAACUUUUCCGUGAUAACAAAGAAGCAAGAGCGAUGGAGUAUGACACCGAACUUCGAACUCUCACCAUCGGUGACUCCACCGUCGCCGACUACUGCAAACGCCUCAAGACACUCUCCGAUCUCCUGGCAAACGUCGAAUCUCCGGUUACUGACCGCCAACUUGUCAUGUACAUGUUGGACGGUCUCAACGACAAGUUCGACUCCAUCAUCAACGUAAUCAAACACAAAUCUCCUUACCCAUCGUUCACCGUUGCUCGAUCAAUGAUCCAACUUGAAGAAACUCGUCUCUCCAAACAUGUGCAACCUGCUCCUAGCCCACCAUCCGAUACGUCUACCCCAAAUAUCCUCUAUACCACGACGGACCAACAAUCUUCGCGAGGACAUCACUCCGGUCACCAAGGUCGCAGACACAGAGGUCGUGGUCGCGGUAGUCGCCAGAACAGAGGACGUGGCCGCUACAAUAAUCACUGGCAAUAUCAAAACCCACCAUGGGGAUAUGGUCAACCACCGUACCAGUCUCCAUAUUACGCACCACCACCCCCGCUCUACGGCUCGACACCACACAUGGCUUACCCCUCUGUUCCACCGGUUCAACCUGCACACCACCAACCUCGUCCACAUGGUGAAGCUCACGUCACGCAAAUGCUUCCUCACUCUCCCACACCUCUCACAUACCUCCCACAUGCGCUAACCAACGCUCUCCAAACGAUGACCAUUCAGGAUCCGAAUGCAACUCCUUGGGUCAUAGAUACGGGUGCCACCAACCACAUCACCGCUCAACCAGGUAUUCUACGUACCACUUUUAAUUCGAGUCAUUUACCUAGUGUCAUUGUCGGCAACGGGUCCUCCGCUAAGGUCACUCACGUUGGAUCUUCCGACCAAGACCAAGCUCCUCCGCUGCAAUAG
This is a messenger RNA of Camelina sativa (false flax), 1176 nucleotides long. The record is from RefSeq and is a predicted model, not a curated record. NCBI's taxonomy places the organism in Eukaryota, Viridiplantae, Streptophyta, Magnoliopsida, Brassicales, Brassicaceae.